Styela clava is the source of this 7091-nucleotide messenger RNA. RefSeq names its product E3 ubiquitin-protein ligase ubr3-like. The record is from RefSeq and is a predicted model, not a curated record. Lineage: Eukaryota; Metazoa; Chordata; Ascidiacea; Stolidobranchia; Styelidae. Gene Ontology annotation, cellular component: cytoplasm; ubiquitin ligase complex. Gene Ontology annotation, molecular function: zinc ion binding; ubiquitin protein ligase activity. Gene Ontology annotation, biological process: ubiquitin-dependent protein catabolic process via the N-end rule pathway; protein ubiquitination.
GUAACUUAUUUUUGGACAAUAUUAGAUUGUACUUGAUAAUGUAUUAGUGUACAAUAUAUUGUAUGAAAAAUUUUAUCAAAAAAUACCACAUAUUGGAAUCAUUUAUUGAGGUACUUGGGGUGACCAGCAUUUACUAAUAGUAUUUUUUCAUCUAUUAUAAUAUAGUAAUCUAAUUGCUAUGUAUUUAUCAUAUAAUAUUCUGAAUAAUUAUGCAAGAAUUCGUACCUGCCAAUGUCUAACAAUUUGGAUAAUUAAAAUGAAAAUGAAAAAUCAAAUAGGGAUUUCCCUUGGUUAAUCCCCAAAACAUUACAGAUUAACAAUGAAAGAUGGUGCAAUAGAACGAUUCUCCUAUGAAUAAUAUUCCUAAAAUUUUACAGACCGUAACCAUGAUUCGAAUCUAUGCAUAUGGGUGUGCGUGGGAACCUUUAUGUUGAAGAGUGACAAUUUUACCUUGUAUUGUUACUUUUUCUUACUUAUUUACAGUUAGGACUAAGUUAUUAAAACACAUAAUGCAACAAAACAUGUGAAAUUAAGUCAACAAAUAUUUUGAUAUUGAGGAAGUUGAAACACUACCGUUGCUAAAAUGGCGUACUUGCAUAAGGAACCCAUUGAUUCCUCUGCUACAAUGCUAAAGAAUCUCUUUGUCAGAGAUCGGGAAAAAGGUCAAUAUUUGAUCUGUGAAUUAUUAGAUUUGAUGAUGGAACCGAAACAUCAAGCUUUUAUUGAAAGGAGAGAAGACCUAGCUGGUUGGGUGAAAGCACUUUUCACUACUGAGAAAUCGUUUGAAGAGUUCUGUAGUAAAGUUUCAGUUUAUGACAAGUCACCAUACUGUGGAUGCGUCUGGACAAAAGAUUUUGUUGCUUAUCGAUGCAAGACCUGUGCAACAUCACCGUGCAUGUCAGUCUGUGCUGCCUGUUUUGAAAAAGGAAAUCAUGAAGGUCAUGAAUACAACAUAUUUCGAAGUGAGGCUGGUGGAGCAUGUGAUUGUGGUGAUGCAAGUGUAAUGAAGGAAUCUGGUUUCUGCAGCAGACAUGGAGUCAACAGAGUUGUACCUGAUGACUUGCCAGCAAGUCUCCUGACUCUACCUAAGUUGAUCAUGGAAAGAAUACUGAUCAUGCUUCUUCAUAGCCUUCGAUAUUUGGUGAAAAAUUCAAUUCUGGAGUCUUCUUUUCCCUCAAAAAUCCCAGAUCCACUUUGUGAAAGUCUUGAUAUUUUCAUUGAAGCAAUCAAGUGUGGUUCUCCAGUCAGAAGUUGGGUUGCUGAUCUUCUGUUGUCUGAAGAUUAUUACCAUAAACUAACUGCCAAUCAACAUUUUGGCGGUGUUGUUACUCCAGAUAUGAAAGCUUAUCACGAAGAAUGUCUGAAUUGGCUUCCCGAGGCCGUCAAGAGGUUACCAAUGUGCUACAUACCAGAUGAAAUACAGGAUAAAGAGAGAUUUAGUCGUAGUAAAUUUGUCUACAAGAACUUACUGCAAGAGUUAAUGUUCUGGGUUUGCAGAUUUGAAUUUCCAGAGCAUUUGAUCUUGUUUAUUCUAAACAUGUUGCCAGAUGCAAGAAUCAAGCGAGAAUUUGCUCGAUAUUUUGUUCAGCAUUAUAUUUUUGUUGCUCCAUCACUCAGUGGAGCGUUGCAUGUUGAUGAUUAUUCAAACAGGAUUGUUCACAUCUCUGUCCAAUUGUUCAGCAACAGUGAAUUGGCAUAUUUACUCGCUAAAGAAGAAGCUUUACUAGAGAUGUUCAUGAUUUCCAUCAAUUUCAUGGUGACAAAAAAACUUAUCGAUUCAAAGACUGGUGAAUCUGAUUUCCAUCAAACAGUGUCAGUACAAGGUGAUGGAUUGCGUAAUAAUGCAUACUGGGCGAUCGUGUCAGAUCUUGUGAAUUGUCUCAGUCACAAUGAAGUUGCAAGAUUGUUUUUGAACAAUGAUGAUUCAUUGAAAAUAUGGAUGAGGAUUCUGACAUGCUUCAGUGGAAUGAAUUUAACAACUCGACAAACUGAUAGACAUAUUGAAUAUGAUCCACAAAACAUAUUACUUGCAUUCUACAGUGAACGAGAGGCUUGUGCUUCACCUUUGUGGGUUGUAUUGGAUGUUUUGAGGGAUGCGAGUAAUCUUGAUCUUUCUAUGAAAGUGAUCGAAAUGUGUAAAGAAACGAUUAUUGAACUACUGGACGCUCUCGGUGCAGAUGAUCCCAAAGGCACUGGAAUACCUUUCCACAGAGUUAGCUUCCAUUAUCCAAUUCACAGAUAUUUUGCCCUUUUCGUGGCAAACGCUAUCGGCAGACAAGGUUUGAGAAUUAGUGACUUGGACAUAAACCAGAAUUUAGCUAGAAGACUAUUGGGACAUCCUAUGCAGGUAUUAUGCACAGCACACGAGAUUCAAUGCAACAUGUGGGUUCGUAAUGGAUUGAACAUGUCAACACAACAACUUGCAUACAGACAAUCUUUCUUUUGCACAUUUUUCAUUGAUGCUGAUUUAUUUAUGCUUCAGCUUCUUUCCUGCUACAUGAGUCCUGAUAUAUUUGUUUCAUCUGUUUUCGAUCGUUGUCGAGUGACAAAUUGUUUGACAGUUGAACCAGAAACUCCACCCAUUCAACAGUCUUCUCAUGGUGCAGAAGGUCAACCCGAACCUGAUAGACUCCAUAGAAUGUUUGAAUCAGCUUUCACUCUUCUGUUGUCUGUUCUCAGUAUCCAAACUCAAUUGGGGAUUUCAGACAAAACUAUCAUUGAAAAUGAGCUUGUUGCAGUGCUAAGUACGCAGAAUUGGACGCACAGUGGUUUGAUGGAACAUAUUCCGCAAUGUCAUGAUAUGCAUGCUGGAGAAAAAUCAAAACGUUUCACGGAACCCCUGACAAAAGCUAUCGAUGAAUUGUCUGUCACUGUUGAAGGUGAUGCAAUGACACAAACGGAAUAUUCACUACGUGAUGAAGCAUGGCGAAGAUAUGAUCCUAUCUUUACAACACAUAGAGCACUGUACAAGAAAAACGUUCAACAGGCGCAUACCAACUACUUUAAAUAUCUUCAACGUUGUCAUAAACUUCCUUCAAGCAUUUUGGAAUCAUCGGUAUGGACGCCCUAUUGCUCAAUCCGUAUUGUUGAUGAACGUUACUCUCAACUGAAUAACUUACUCAACUGCAGGACUUUACACACUGCCAUAUUCAUGGUUAUUUACAAAUAUCUUCACAAACAUACUGCAGUCACAGAACAGACCUUGUGUAUGGCGAUCACAAUUCUUGAAGGUGCAUUGUUUGCUUCUCUAAGAGAAAAUGAUGAUGGUUUGGAAGUAGAAACUGAAAAACCAUCAAGCUCUCCAAACCAAAAAACUUCAGACAGAGAUGCAGAAUGGCAAAAGAUGUUGACAAUGUGGUUUAAAACCAACAACAUGACGACAAACAUUCGGCAAGUGAUUGAUCAGGUUCAAAUAACUUGGCAAGAAACUUUUCACGAUGCAAUGGAAACUGAUGAACAACUGAAUAAUCAGCCUGAAGUUGAUCCAGAAGAACCUGAAAGAUGCAUCGUAAUACAGGAAAGCAUUAUUACGAUGCUGAUCAAGCUACAUACAAGGUUUUCAGGAGUCAAGAACUCUUUCGUCUUUCCUGCUGAAUUUGUUCCCGAUCUUGAUCCUCCUAAUCCGAUUCCUCCGACGCCAGUAAAAGUCAUCGAAAAAAUAUUGCUAUUUGCUGCAUCGAAAAGCCCUCACAAUCAGAAGGUGAUCGUUGAUAUCUGUGGUACUGCCGCAGUUUCUUCUCCUUCAGUUAGUGAUGAUAAAACGAGAUAUGAAUCUGAACGAGAGAGACGUAAACAAGCUGCACUGGACAUGCAACAGAGAUUAUUAAAGGAAUUUGCAAGCAAACAAAAGAAAUUUCUCGAGCAAGUUGAAAUGGAUUUGGAUUUGCCUGCUGAUCCAGAAGCUGAAGUAGAAAUGGAAACAAAUGUUGUUGAUGAUAAUAGAUAUGAUUGUGUUAUUUGUGGUGCUAGUGAAGAUAGUACUAUUAAUAUUGUUGGAAGUACAGACGCUGAACGUACAAACAGUGCGAAAUCACAAAUUAUGGGAAUGGUUGCUCUUGUACAAUCGUCAUCUUUACUCGGAUUCAGAACUGAAUCUGAUGAACUGAGACCUCUCAGACCCGUCGAUUCCAACAUAAAACCAACGGAAACUUGCAGAAAAUUUAAUCGCGAACAUCAUGAAAAUUUGAAGAUGAAAUUCCCACAAGAAAUUGGUUCAUUCACUCUCGGAACUAAUAUAGACUGGGAAUGGGCACCUCAAGUUUCAACUUGUGGUCAUCACCUGCAUGUUUCUUGUUACCAUGAUUACAUGAAGUGGGUAAAACGAGAUGAAACCGGUUACCUCCGGUUUGAGGAAGGAUUGGGAUUUCAAUGCCCUUUCUGUCGACAAACUUCAAAUUUAGUUGUACCAUGCAAUGUGCAACAGGAAAGACCUGUACCGCCUGAGAGUUUAAGAAAGUUACUGAAACCGCAUGUUCCGGAUAGGACCUUGUCCACGGAAGAUCAAGAUUUCCAAAAGUCACUUUGGGAAAUCGACAAUUUAAUUGUAUCGAACGUGCCCAUCAGAACAAUAAGAAUGCCUGAAUCUCAGGUAAACCAAGAAUCCAGUUCUGAAGUUGAAGGAUCCCCUAUUGACCCCGUUCGUAUGAUUGAUGUCAAUGUUCUAUCUGUUGAUGAAAUUCUUAAAGCUUGUCAAGAUUCAACUGAAGCAAUUUUAGCUGAAAAUAGAAUAGUGUUAGACAAAGAUGCUACAAUGCAACUGACUUCUCGUGGUGUUUUCCAAGGACAAUUAGAAUAUGAAUUGUGUACUUUUGGCGGAACACUAUUGCUUGAGAAGAAACCGCCACAAUUGAGUGUUGUGCAGAGAAAGAUACCCAUUGGCCCGUUAUUCCAUGUUCUGGCAAAAACAAUUCGAGUUACUGGAGACAAACCAAACAAUGAAUAUACCAAAAAAAUUUGGAAUCAACUUACUGGAUCUUUAUUGAAAGUGAAGGAAACAAGCGACUGCCCGCUGCUUAUGAAAGAUCCGAUUGCACUUUUGAUUGAGCUUUGUGUAUCUAUAUAUCCAUUUACAAUAGAAGAAUAUCAGACAGUUGUUCGUGUGUUGUACAAUCUAUCACUCGUUCAAGCAUUGGUACAAAUCAGUUGCAAAUUUUCACCAGAAGAAAGAAGAGCAUGGAAAUCUAAUGUCAGUGCAUCUCUUGGUGGAAUUCCCUUCGAUGCUGAUAAACUAGAUUGUCUCCUUGGUCAAGUCAUUGCUUGUCUACCAAAGUCAUUAUUUAAUGAUGACGUAGCAGAAAAAUUGAUGCCUCCUUCAACUCAGUGUUAUACUUCAACUGUAUGGACUUCUCAGAGUGUACAAAGCUCACUUGAAGAAGUUCUUCUGCAGUUCAUGAGGAUUUCCUCUUUACUUCAAUUUCAUAUAUUUGAAAACAUGAGUACGAAGUCACAAUUUAGAUGUGCACCUGACGGAGAAAACGAAUUCAUCUAUCUUUCUAAAUAUUUAGGCAUGCUGGACAGCGCUUCAUCGACACCUAUGGACAGCUCAUGCACUUUUUUCGCAAAAUGGCCGAAUUCUCCCAAAUACGUUAUCAACUCAUGGUGCAAGGAGGUUGAAACUGUGGUCUCAUCCGAUCGUCAUACUUCAUUACAAUUGAUGAACAGACAUAAAAUAUGGAAGCAACCAGCGAUCGUCGAUCUACCGGAAGAUUAUACAAACUUAUUCACGAAGUUCAGAGAUAUUACAUGUCCAAGAUGCAAGUUUAAACCACGAGAACCAUGUGUCUGUCUUAUGUGCGGCCAGUUUGUUUGUUACAAAGGAAUGUGUCAACAUCCACGAGACUUGUACAAUGACAAGGAUAAAACUAGGAUUCGUAUUACACCACAAGGUGCAGCGGUCCAUGCUCGACACUGUGGUAAUGGAACGGUUAUUUUGCUUCAUAUUCACAACACUACCGUCAUUGUUGUGAGAGGAUCAAGAUCUUGUGUUUGGGGAACAUUGUACUUGGACCAUCAUGGUGAGGAAGAUCGUGGAUGGAAGAGAGGAAGACGUCUCGUUAUCAAACCACAAAGAUUGAAAUUAAUCAAUUAUCAAUGGUUGAAUCACAUCUUUGAUAAUGCAUGUCGGGGAUGGACCAGACAUAGAAAUCAAAUGUAAAUAAACAACGAAGUUAAAGAUUAUAUGAUUGAAUAUUAAUUCUUCGCCGUUUUGUCAGUGAUUGCCCCUGUUUUAAUAAAAUUUUAAAAGUAUAUCGAUUUUUAGAUGUGCAUUGUCAAUAUUUUUUUUGCUAAUUUUUUCGUGUGAAUUUAGAUAUAUUCUUCAGUCUUAAUUUCUAUCACUAUCUCUUAUAAUACAAGUUGUUAUCUUCUCUAAAAAUUCAAAUUUCAAUGCUCACUUUCAAUUAGUGAAUUUUGCAGUUCAAUGAAACAUUAUUAGCAGUAAAUGCAGCCAGUGUUCCAAAAUUUCUCUCAAACCUAGUCUCCACACAGGCAAUUAUUGUGACAUAAGAAGCUAAUAUGUUUUUGAGUGGACGUAAAUUUUCCUAUCUUACAUAGCCCCGUGAUUAUUAAAAUGGGAAUCGGACUCUGGUGUUUACCUGUGAUGCCUAAAUAGGUCUGACAUAUAUCCAAUGGGCUCCCACAUAGCAUUCUGAAAAUCAGCGUUUUAUGCUAAUUUUGAACCAUGUUGCUUUGACAGCCUUUUAGCGUAGUGCAAGAAAAUAUGUUUCAAAAUACGAAUCGGAAUUAUCGUAAUUCGUGUUUGAUUGAUUUUUUCUUUACUGGUUGAAAAAAUAAACAUGACUUGAUGAUAUUUCUCGACGUAUUUAGCCUAUUUUCUUAAUUCCUCUUAUAAAAUUCAUUUUUUCAUCUUCGAUGUUCCAUUUUUAAUAAUGGAAUAAAAAGUCAGAAUUAAACCAGCUUCUAUUUGAGAUUGGUGGCUGUUGUGUUUCUGUGUGAUCCGCCAUUUUUAAUUUGUGUCAAGUUCCAGUAUAAUUCAUAAUUGCUUUUGCUCUGUAUAUUGAGUGCUUCAUCAACAAUGUGCCUAUCUAUAUUCAAUGCGUAGUUGCAUAGCAAAUAAAAUAUUGUGAAAAAAG